Messenger RNA from Rhododendron vialii, 1094 nucleotides. RefSeq names its product protein FAR1-RELATED SEQUENCE 4-like. The coding region runs from base 378 to 881 and encodes 167 amino acids. The record is from RefSeq and is a predicted model, not a curated record. Lineage: Eukaryota; Viridiplantae; Streptophyta; Magnoliopsida; Ericales; Ericaceae. The transcript has 2 exons.
UCCCUCCCCGGCUCCCCCAUUCUCCUUCCCUCCACUUUCACGCUCAAAAUUUCAGAGAAGAGUGAGACGGGCUCCCACCACCUGACGACCACGGGUACUCUUCCCACCACCACCGGCAACCACCACAACCCAACCUUAGAGCUCUCCCACCUCCGGCGAUCGCCACCACCAUCGAUUUCUGAGAACUCCAAGGUUGAUCGAUAAUCACCACGAAGAUGAUGUCCCCGGAUUCUGUUCCGUCGGCAAUGCCUCCAAACAAAGAGUGCAUAGAAGAAGAAGAGGUAUAGAGUGAAGAUUGUGAUGAAAUAGAUACUAGCAAAGUUGGGAAGGAGGCAACAAAAAAUUGUGAAGAUGGAGUUGAAGAACCAAAAGAGGGAAUGACAUUUGACACAUCGGAGGAAGCUUAUUCAUAUUACUCAAGAUAUGCUAAAGAAAAAGGGUUUGCUGUGGCAAAAACAACAUCAAGAAAGGGAAAAGAUGGAAAGUUGAAGGAUGUAACUAUAGCAUGCAGUCGUGCUGGAAAGGCAAGGGUGACAAGCAACCCGGUCAAACCACGGCCACAAUCAAAAAUUGAUUGUCAAGCUCAUGUUACCGUUGUGUUGCACCCGAAUGGAAAGUGGAGGUUAAACCGGGUUGCUUUAGUUCACAAUCAUGACCAGAGCCCGGGAAAGGCAAGGUAUUUGAGGAGUAAUAGGGUACUUGAUGAACAAGUGAAAAGAAGACUUGAAUUGAAUGAUAAAGCUGGGAUCAAUCUGAACCAAACUUAUACCUCACUUCAGAUUGUCGAAAUCAUGUGGACCACAACCAAGUAUGCUGGAAACUCAAUGGCAAGGAUGCGGAGGACAACAAAGUUAUACGCAAAUGAUGAACGCACCGGAUAAUGUUGAAGACUAGUUCACUUGCAUUGUAUUGUUUUAUAUCGUGUCCUGUGUCUUCUGUCCCCUUUUGUGUUCUUGAAAGUUGUCCAUAUCGUGUCCUGUAUCCUGUGUCCACAUUGGCUAACAUUUUGUGGUUAAAGUUACAUAGAUUUGUUUGAAGAUUUAUGUUUCAAGUUGACUUCUUUAAUGAGAUGCAUUAUACUUUUGUUCAUAAAA